This is a messenger RNA of Adineta steineri, 347 nucleotides long. NCBI's taxonomy places the organism in Eukaryota, Metazoa, Rotifera, Eurotatoria, Adinetida, Adinetidae. The record is from the annotation of a GenBank genome assembly.
AUGUUGUCAGAUUUAAUAACAUCACUUUCAGCAAAUCCAUAUUUUGGUGCUGGUGCUGGUUUAAUUGGUAUAGGUACAGCUUUAGCUGUUUUUCGUCGUACAUCUCAAUAUGGUUUAAUAUUUUUUCGUCGUCAAUUUAUGAUAACUCUUGAAGUACCAAAUAAUGAUAUAAGUUAUAGUUGGUUAUUACAAUGGAUAUCACAUCAAUUACGUGAUUCAAGUCGUCAUUUAAGUGCUCGUACAACAUUAAUAAAAAAUGAUGAUCCAUCAUCACGUAUUCAAGCAUCGUAUACAUUUGUACCAUCUGUUGGUACACAUUAUUUUCGUUAUCAAGGAAAAUUUAUUAA